Molecule: messenger RNA, 1339 nt
Organism: Closterium sp. NIES-67
Lineage: Eukaryota; Viridiplantae; Streptophyta; Zygnematophyceae; Desmidiales; Closteriaceae
Source: the annotation of a GenBank genome assembly
ACAAACAUGGCACAUGCUACUUCGCAUCCCGCAACUGACGCCGCAAUUGACGACGCGAAUGACGCCGAGAUUGUAGCUGUGGAGCAAACCUCCGGCAAGACUGUAGUGGCUGUGGUUACUGCGUCAUCUCGAGUCGGUAAAGCCACAGUUCGUCACCUCCUAGUCAGCCACGGUAAUAAGGUCCACAUACGCGCCGUGUUUCGCGGGAAGAGCAAGACAAAAGAAGAUUUCAUCCAUGAUCUUUUACAAUCCGAAGGCACCGAAAACGGCGCUACUCUCGCAGCCGAAUCCCUUAUAUCGAAUCUCGCCAAUGUCGAGGUCGUCUGCGGUUUCGACGUGGCUGAUCCCACCACACACGCAGCCGCGUUUUCCGGCGUGGAUCGCGCGUUAGUUAUCGCUCCUCAGCUGGAAAACCGUCAAGAAAUCGUCAAUUCCAUCCUCACGGCCGGCAAGUCUCACGGCGUGCGACGCGUUGUGAUUAUAGGCGGUGUGUUUCAAGAGGAGGAGAAGUUCAUUUUUCACCGCCAGUGGCAGAGCACGCGGCGACACGCAGAUGAAACGCUCGGGCUGUCCUGGACGCAGCUUGAAUGCGGCGAUUUCAUGGAGAACGUACUGCGGAAUAAAGAGACGAUAUGUAACGAGGAUAAAGUGUACGGCGCUGGGGGAAACCCUGGUGCUUGCUCGCUCCCCAUCGCAUUGGAUGACAUUGGUAAAGCGGCAGCUGUGAUUCUAGCGUGUGAUGAUGACGUGGCACAUAAUCGCCAGGCGUAUCGGAUAGUAGGACCAGAUCUGCUGAGUCAGCAUGACAUGGCGAGAAUCAUAGGCGAGAAAAUCGGCAAGGAGGUGACAUUUGUCGAUCUGGGAUUGGACGUCGCGAUAGAGCGCGCUACUACUGUAGGCGGCUCUGCCAGGUGGCAGGCUGAGGGGUUCCAUGAUUGGAUGAGGCUCUACUACACGACCGGAAGGUUCAAGGAAGUUAUGUCUGACCUUCCCCUGCUUGGGAUCCGGCCUGUGUCAUUCGGGGAGUGGAUGGACCGGCAUGUAGGGGAGUUUUUAGCUAAGAGUGACUGUUUAGGGACUUCUAGUCAGCAGACCAAGGCAGAUGUGCUGGCAGACAUUUAGGCUGCCAUGCCAAAACUGAGGACUGGGGACAGAUGAAAAUGGAGGGAGUUUGAAGGAGGUACCAGUGGAGUGGAGUGCUGCUAUGGAUGAAGGAGGGGGGUGGGAGUGGGUGGUAGGUGUGUGGGAAAUUGAAGUAGGGAGAGGGGUUGGUUGAAGUGAGACUGCCAGAUGUGCCGGGCUGGCUAGCUAAACACCCGCUGUUCAGAUCUCAUCUGCA